Messenger RNA from Arabidopsis lyrata subsp. lyrata, 1462 nucleotides. RefSeq names its product F-box protein At1g31080. The transcript has a single exon. NCBI's taxonomy places the organism in Eukaryota, Viridiplantae, Streptophyta, Magnoliopsida, Brassicales, Brassicaceae. The record is from RefSeq and is a predicted model, not a curated record. The coding region runs from base 52 to 1239 and encodes 395 amino acids. Gene Ontology annotation, molecular function: protein binding.
AUUUUUAUUCAUAAAUCUUCCUCCGUCCGACCAGACCUAAUACAAUCGAUCAUGAAUAGAGGAGAAAACUCAGAUUCUAUCCCUAUUGAUCUCAUUCUUGAGAUACUCUCGAGAUUGCCUGCAAAGUCAAUCCAGAGGUUUCGCUGCGUGUCGAAGCUAUGGAAGUCCAUGCUUAGCCAAUCAUAUUUCACAGAGUUGUUCUUGAACAAGUCCUCAUCUCGCCCACGUCUCUUAUUUGUGGUCAAACAAGACAGCGACUGGCUUUUCUUCUCGUUACCUCAGCCUCAGAAUCUAGAUGAGAAGUCGUCCCUUGUAGUAGCCGAUUGUCAUAUGAAGUUCUCUAAAGACAUAAGCCCAUACAAUUGUACCUAUGCUUCUGGUUUGAUCUAUUUUCAUAAUAUGGAUAAUGAUGCAGUACGUGUGAUAUGUAACCCUAGCACAGGACAAUAUGCGAUCUUACCACUACCUGAAAGGAGAACGCACAGACAUUCGUAUAGCUAUUUAGGGUUUGAUCCAAUAGACAAGGAAUUCAAGGUAUUGUUCAUGAAUACUAGUAAAUUUAUAGCUUCUAGUGAUAUAGAUCAUUAUAUUUUGACACUAGGAACUGGGAAAUUGAGGUGGAGGAAGAUCCAAUGUCCUUUUACCCAUAACCCUUUUUGGAAUAGGAUUUGCAUCAAUGGGGUUUUGUAUUACUUAGCUCAUUCUGAAAGAAAGUAUUAUGCGGUAGUUUGCUUUGAUGUUAGAUCUGAGAAAUUCAAGCUCGUUGAACUACACCGUUUGGAUUGCUGUCUUUAUGGACUGAUAAACUAUAAGGGGAAAUUAUGUGGGGUUAAUUUGAAGUAUGCUUCUGAUGGUGGAUUUCCCCUUGAGUUACGUAUGUGGGUUCUAGAGGAUGUCGAGAAAGAGGAAUGGACGACAUAUGCCUACACUUUGAGGGAUGAGAAUAAACUCGUUAAGGUUAACUACAAUCUUUCCGUUGCUGGGGUGACUGCUUCAGGUGAAAUUGUUUUGGUGGACCAUAAUACAUGUAAACCGUUCUAUGUUUUCUACUUUAAUCCCAAAAGGAACACUCUCCAAAGUGUUGAAAUCAAAUUUUUUGGAGCUAAGGGUGAAGCGUUUAAGACUAGUUUCCUAGUUGACGCCUUUAUAGACCAUGCAGAGGAUCUUAAGUUCCAUAUUAAGACGACAACAUACGCUGCUUACCUGGAAGAAGAUCAUCGCACGCUUGAGAUGUGUUAACAAAUUUGAUGGUCUGUGUCUUUUAGAUGAUGAGGAGUUUACUUACCUUCCUCACCAAGUCAGCUAAACAAGCUCUCUGUUUUAGACAAGUUAUGUUCUCUCUCUGUAAGAAUCAAGGUAUCAAAAAAGUUUUUAGGAAAUUAAGUUUUUAUCAAAGUCAGAGUCAUGGCUGAAGUUGUUGUCUUCAUAAUAUUUAUAACAUAGAGUCUUAACUAUUUUUCCU